AUGACCAGAAAGUCUGCGAAGAAAACUGGUGUAUGUGGAUCUGGGAGGCAUAAGAAAUUACGAAAACCCGAAGCAGUUCAAGAAGAGGCAGAAGUGGGUACCACAGACAGUGCUUCUGUUGAAAGGCAAGAUUCAGAUGAGGAGUUCGCAGAGCCGGGACCAGACAAUAUGUUCUCUGAUCCUGAUGUAUGCGACAGUUUUGAUGAAACAGAGGCAAAUAGCGACUAUCAAGGACUGAGAUCAAAAACAUCCAAAUCUGGGGGUGUGCCAAACACCGAGGAAGGAACUUGUAUGGAAGCUUUGAAGGUGAAGCAUAGAAGUACGAAGAAACGUGCGCUUUCGCCAUUGUUGGACUUAAUUGAUGUGGUGCCUAUAGCUUCAAAGAACUUCUCUAAUAGUGGAGGUAUUCUCAUUCACUUUUUGGGCCUGAAUAUUUCUGACUUUCAAUAGUU
Strongylus vulgaris is the source of this 452-nucleotide messenger RNA. Lineage: Eukaryota; Metazoa; Nematoda; Chromadorea; Rhabditida; Strongylidae. The record is from the annotation of a GenBank genome assembly.